UCAGGGAGGGGCGGGGCCAUCUGCCUGAACCAGUUGGGUGAGGAAGAAAGAGCAAAAGAUGUGUCUAUUUGUUCUUACCACUGACCAUUAGUGAUAUAUUUCCACAUAAACAUUAAAACAAGUUGCCCAGCUGGAAGUGAAGCCCUAACUUUUGUCACAUCAGCAAAAAAAUUAAGUUUGCUAAACUAAGAGUUUGCUUAUUAGCAGAUAACAAGCUUGUUAGGAAGGACUAAAAGCAGAUAAUUAAUUGCAUUUAUGUGUCAUGAAUUGUAUUAGAGCCUAUGAAUAAUCAAUUUUAAUAAUGAUCAUCAGCCACAACAUUAAAACCACCUGCUUAAAAUUGCACAGACCUGCUUGUGUUGUCAAAGCAGUCAGAGCAUGGGUGCCACAGAUCUUGGGGGCGUUUGUUCUGUCUGGAACGUCAUCUGCUGUAGCCUGCACAUCCUUGAUCUUUGGGGGAGUCUUUGUUGCAUUUUCUUCCAGCGGAGGUGCAUUGUGAAUAAGCUGAAUGAGACAGCUGCCAACAGGGGGCACUGUUGCUAUGUGGAGGUGUGCUUGAUCUGCAAAAGUCUUAAGGUUCAUUGUACAUGUCAAAGUUACAUCCACAACACUGCCAGAAACCAAGGUUUUUAGCAGAACAUAACAACAUUACGGUGAGAUGUUCAAUUAUUUUUUACUUUACCUGUCAGUGGUUUUAAUAUUGUGGCUAGAUUGUAUAACUCCAAACCACUGCAUGGAAAGAGAGGUUCAGCGAUGCUUGUGACAUGGAGCACACACACAGACAUAUCUGAGUAGACUGAAGGACGGAGAAUGUUCAGAGUUUUUGCAUGCGUUCAUAUCAAACUGUUUUCUUGAUCCUUUUGCAUGAGGUUGCUGAAUAUUUAAAUACGCUUUGCAAAUUUGGGGCUUGUUUACAGUCAAGCCUACAGAGCCUGCAUGACCGACAUAUGGUUUUUAAACUCUCCAAAUUUUAUUGGAACAAAUAGCUUAAAUUCAUCAGAUGCAAUCUUUUUCAAAAGAAUAAUUUAUUGGUUGCUUAAGUUCAACCUCUGUGUGGUUAACAUGAACAAAGGCACAGGCAGUGCGGGGCUGCGUGGGAGAAACGGAUCCUGCUAUCAUGCAACAGAGUGAUAUGCUAAUGUCUUUGCAUCAACAUGGAGGCUACUGGCAUGAAGCACUGGAGCCACAGAUGCACCCAGGAGACAUGAAUCAUUUUGGUGUCCGUGUUGUCAUCACUUGACCAACCUACUGAAUCCAUGUUGUUCCAAGAUGAAGAUUGAUACCAGCCUGAAUAUGCCCCAGCUCCCAGAGGCCCUGUCCCAGGCAGGCCUUCAGUUUUCUGUGGCAACUGAGGAGGACUUUGAUGAAAUCAUGGCUAUGAGCCAGGACAUCUAUGGAGGCCUUGACUAUCUACCUACUAGAUACACUAGCUGGCUGCAGGAUACCAACCGCACAGUUAUACUGGCACGCAAACAUGGAAAAGUGAUUGCUCUGGAGUCUGUCUGUGUCAUCGAUGAUGGGGAGACCAUGCUGGUGGAAGGUCUCCGUGUUGCCCCCCAGGAAAGGGGCAAGGGCGUGGCAGGUGUUCUGCUACGCUUUUGUGCUGAGCUGGUUAAAUCCAGGUAUCCAGAGGUCAAAGUAUGCCGCUUGACCCGUGACGAUCAGCUCGGACCAAAGGACUUUGAAAAGUACCGCAUCAUAACUAAGCAGGGAAUCCUGCUGAUGCGCUUUAGAGCUGAAGACCUCAAGCUGCAUCUCUCUGAAUUUGGUCUAGAAGGAGACAAUGAAUCCACUUUGUCCACCUUUUGCUCCAGUCCUCCUCCAGUGCGUCUGGACCACACAGCAAUCCAGCAGCUCUACUUAAACAGUGACCUGCUGCACGGGGUCCUCCCUAAUGCAACCAUCAUUCAAGACUGGCAGCCAUUCAAGCUUUUGCCCAGUAACAUGGCCAUCCUACUAAAGAAGGAGAUUGACUGGAUGGUGGAUGAUAUGUCCAAUCCUACUGUGGCCAGCCUCUGUACCUUCCCUUUCAGGGUCCCCAUUGGAGAUGACUGGUAUUACCUGAACAUUGACAUGUUUGGUAAAGACCUCGCCCUGGCUCGACAGCAGUUCUUGUACCACUUGCAGCGCCAUACUGCCACCUUGAAGGGUCAUGUGAUGUGCCAGAUGUUCCUGGACCCACCGCUUUGGAAGGCCAUGGCUGAAUUCUGCCACAACACCCUGAGUGUGGAGCUGGUGAAAGAGUAUACUGAGCAAUGCGUGGUGGAGUGUGAUCUCAUCUAGUUGCAGAAGGUGGAUGGAAAUAAGGAGAAGUUGUCGAGGCAUGAGAGGAAGGAAGACAAGGGUUUAAACAACAAGGAAGUAACACAAAUCAGUUACAAAUACAAAUAAACACAACACUCUGUACUGAGGAGGAAAAUCAAGUAAACAAAAUGUAGUUUUAGAUACAAAACAAAACCUUGAAGAAUUAACAAUACACAGGUACAUGAUGGGAACUUAAAAUCAUCUACAUCAUGUAAUCAACUACAAUAGGUCUAUGAUUAAUGCUGAAUUUAUAAAGUUUAUAAUAAUUAACUGGUACACUGGACGCGUUGAUUUUGCUACUGAGGUGUAUUUAACAUGUUGUUUCCUCAAAAAACAAGAGAAGGAACAAAAUAACACAAAUACCUCUUUCCAUGGAUCUAAAAUGGACUUCUGGAAAAACACUAAAACACCCUGUUGUUUUUUAAAUGAUUUUCAAAGAAUGAUCAAAUCUGAUAGAGUCCAACAGAGUCACAUAGAAUGUGAAUACACUUGAGGAUUAUUGGUCCUGCCAAGAGGUCGUGAAGUCAAUCAGAAGUUAAAAAAGUUCUUUAAUUUCACUGAAAAAACAAACUGUUUUUGUCAUUGCUAUAAGUCUUGAGCGGACCCUAUUGCAGUUGAGCUACAAAGAUGUAAAAAAAAUUUAAAAAGUGAUGAACGUGAGGAUACUUUUCCCAAACACUGUUGCAAAGUAAAAUUGUGCAAACAACAUGCAAAAGCUCAUUUUCAAUUCUGUUCUCUGUGUAAAUAUGGAAAUUCUAAAUAUGUGUAAUGCUGAAUUGGGUUGUCAAAUCUGCACAUUUCUAAAGGCACUUUAUUAAAACUACCCUUGAAGGUUGUGUCUACAUUAUAAUGAGAAUCAAUCGUUUGGGAUCAAAAACAGCGCCCUCCAGAAUGUUUGGGGCAAAGACAGCACAUUUUUGCAGUUUGUCUUUAAACAGCACCACAGUGGAAAUCAAUCUAUAAAUCAAUAUGCUACUGAAGUGCAAGCUUUCAGGUUUAAUUUAAGGGGUUUUACAAAAAUUAUGCUUGAGCUGUAUAGUAUAAAAUGGCGUAGUCCCACUACCUUCAGAUGUUCAAAAAUGAAUGGAACAAUUGACUGAGAAAUGCUUUUGUGGCCAGGUGAGGCCUGCUUCGUUGUUAUUUAGUGAAAAAGAAAGCAGACAUAAUAUUUGAAGGUUAAUCAGAAUUCAAAGUGUUGACUUUUAUAGCGUUUCACUGUAAAUUUAAUGUAAUUUUAAAACGAAAUUUUGCAAGUGAGGAAGGUCGACAUUACCAAAGGUUGAUUCUGUUCAUCUGGACGUUUUCAGUGGGAGAAAAGUUUCGUCACUCAUCCAGGUGGCUUCUUCAGUCUCAGCUGACUGCAGGUUUCCCCAAUCUUAUAAACAGCAGGAAAUAGGCUGGAAAGCUCCAGCCAAUCCAGGAGAGAAGGGCAACCGCUGACUAAGAGAAAACCUGUAGUGAUCCCGUAUGUGUCAGGAGUAUUGGAAGAGUUGAGACGCGUUAUUUCUAUACACCGCAUCUCUGUGGCUUUUAAACCCCAAAACACGCUGCGCCAAAAAUUGGUCCACCCCAACAAUCGGGUCCCCCAUCACAAACAGAGUAACAUAGUGUACGGUGUUCAG
Molecule: messenger RNA, 3926 nt
Organism: Oreochromis aureus
Lineage: Eukaryota; Metazoa; Chordata; Actinopteri; Cichliformes; Cichlidae
Gene: nat16
Product: N-acetyltransferase 16
Exons: 7
Coding region: 1270-2283 (337 amino acids)
Molecular function (GO): acyltransferase activity, transferring groups other than amino-acyl groups
Source: RefSeq, a predicted model, not a curated record